Molecule: messenger RNA, 1343 nt
Organism: Tachysurus fulvidraco (yellow catfish)
Lineage: Eukaryota; Metazoa; Chordata; Actinopteri; Siluriformes; Bagridae
Gene: rpp25l
Product: ribonuclease P/MRP 25 subunit-like
Exons: 2
Coding region: 125-811 (228 amino acids)
Biological process (GO): tRNA 5'-leader removal
Cellular component (GO): ribonuclease MRP complex
Molecular function (GO): RNA binding
Source: RefSeq, a predicted model, not a curated record
GUAGAUCCAACAGGACGACAGGAGCACUUCCCGUCGCUGCUCGUGUUGACAUGCACCAUGUUAGUGCUCUUAUCUUUGCCAUGCAGUGAUUCAGCAUUAAACCAGUGCGAUGUGUCACAUGUGAAUGUCCAACAGCCCGCUGUGUGGGGCAGGUGAGAUGGAGAACUACAGAAAGACAGAUGUGGUCGAGCAGUCGAGUGUCUGCCCGUUUACUGACCUUCUCCAUGAUGGGGUUCCUGUGGUCCGGGUUCGAGACGGCAGCAAAAUCCGCAACCUGAUGAGGUUCUCUCAGAGCCGGAUGGAGGGCAGAGCAGAGCAAGUGCUAGAGAGUGGCGGCGGUCGCGAGGAAGCGGAAACAAGUGGCGAAUCCCAGCUGUGCCGCCAGAUAGUGUUUACGGGCGGUGGCCCGAGCGUCUCUAAAGCUAUCACGUGUGUGGAGAUCCUGAAGCGCCGCUUAGGGGGGCUGCAUCAGGUCACGCGGCUGGUCUACAGCUCGCUGCAGGAGAUGUGGGAGCCUCUGGAGCCGAGCGCAGGACUCGACAGCAUCACUGUGACCCGGAAUGUCCCCGCCAUCUGGAUCCUGCUCUCUAGAGACCCACUGGACUCGAAAUUGGCAGGAUAUCAGGCACCCGGGACCUUCGACGCGCUGUGGGCGCAGGUCACUGCUAAAGAGGAGCGAGAGAAUCAGAGGAGAAAGAGUGGAGGAAGAGGAGGCGGAAGUGGAAGAGGAAAAGGACAAGGACCACGCAGACAGAUGACACGCCCCAGAGACGUACGGAAAUCUUCAGCACAUGCAUCAGGAGCACACUGAGGCAAUUACCGGGUUUUACCCAAGUUAACCAGCCAAUCAAAAACAAGAAUAUAUAAGACAUCACAAUAAUAGUUCAUUAUCACGUUGGUUGGUGAAUUUGGUGAGCUGCGAAACAUCAGAUAGAUCGUGCUGCAGAAAUAACGUCUGUAAACUCUUACGCUGCGUCGAAUUAUCACGAACCUCACACUCUCUAAAGAAAUGAUCCAACGAGUGGUGAUGUCAUUAUCAGCAUAUUCAUAUCUCACUAGAGAGUGUUUAAGAAAGAUUCUUAAAUAUUUUUUUGUGUUUUCAUUUUUUUUUCUUUUUUAGGGAAGAAAUGAAAAAGCUCACAGGAAAACUGGUCAUUUCAUUUAAUCUCUUUCUGAAUGUGUAUUUAAAGUGUGAAGAUUUACCGGGUUUUCAUCAGAUUAAAGCUCAGUUUCUUCUUUAAUGUCAUCAUUAUUUAGGCAUAAAUAAAUGUACAUCCCUGAAAACAUGACCUUGUUUUACAAACACUCAUUCUUUUCUGAAAUAAAACAGAUUGUUGCAGAAA